UAUGGAGAAACGAUUUCCAUUGACGAUGCCAUUUUUUCGUACAAAAUAUUAUCCGAUUUCUUCGAAACGCUACAACGAUAUGUUGUUCCUGCGGAAACUCGAGCAGGCUUCGCCAAGGCAAUCUCCACUUUUUAUAAAUUUGUUGGUGCGAACAUUGAUGUUGCAAUAACCACAAAUUUACGAUCCGUCGUUAUUCAGCAAGCAAUUGAACGGAUAGAGACGAUUGCAAAAAAUUUAAGGUUCGAGAAAAAAGCAAGGGAGUCAUUUCGUGGUGUAGCUCCAGAAGCGACCGCGAUGAAAAAAGGAGAACUUUACUGCGUUGCGCGUGCUGUCGUCCAGCAUAAAUUGGUUUUACAAAAGCUGAAGAGCAUCUACGAGAGUUUUAAAGCAAACAAUAGUAUCACCAUGCGGGAAUAUAACUACUUUAUUGGUGCGUUGAUGUGCUAUAUUGUUCAAUGCAAUACUGCUAGAAAUGAAUGCAUUUACAAAAUGAGAGUUGGAAGCAUAACUCCUUUCGAGGCUCGUACUGGACUACAGCUAAAAGAAGUCGCGAUAAGCUACGGAAAGGCACAGUAUUGGUCGCGACAUCAAGCUGCAAGACUGCAAUAUGAAAAAUUUAUCAAGCAGUCAUAUAAAGAUUAUUGUGGUGCCGAUGCCGACUGUGCCAUUUUAGCUGGGCAUACACAGCGGACGCAGCUGCUGCAUUACAAUGACGACUACACUUUGUCGUGUGCUUCCGGAUAUCGAAAACUGGAGCGUUAUGUAGCGGCAGAGGAGCGCAGACACAAGAAAAAUGUGGAGCAUGUGAGAAGAAUGGUCAAGAUUGUGAACUUCAACCGUGAUAUGGAAUCGGAGGCUGAGAAUACGACAGAAACAGAAGAAGUAACAUCUGACAGCGAAGAAGAUGAUCAGCUGGAGCAGCAUGCGGUGUCGCCGGAAGGGCAACUUGGUAUGGGACAUGUAGAAGAAGAAGAAGCGGUUCAGCAACAUCUCAUGGAAGGCCAGCAAAGCGUCGCUAAACUUAAUGACGUCACUGCCAAUUUGCAGUUGCUGAACAACCGUCCUUACGAUGGUGGACUAAUCGACUAUCAUGAGAGGUCUUUCCACCUUGCGAUCUUCGGACACGAGCCCAUCUUUAAGGACACGGUGGUGUUAGGUCGCUACAUAAAUCACAGUGCUGUCCACCCAAACCUUGACGGUGAAGUAGUCAGUCGCGGAAACGGACGCAUGAAGACAAUGUUAAUAUUCCGUGCAACAUGUGACAUCAAGAUUGGAGAGCAACUACUAUGGAAUUAUACGAGUAAUUUUGGGAAAGAACGCCUGAAACCAUGCCUCUGUCAGUUGUGUGAGCCUGCUGCACAGAACGGUACGACAUCUACACUUCGCUCACUGCCAUAA
This is a messenger RNA of Strongylus vulgaris, 1398 nucleotides long. The record is from the annotation of a GenBank genome assembly. Lineage: Eukaryota; Metazoa; Nematoda; Chromadorea; Rhabditida; Strongylidae.